AUUUAGAGUGAGGCAUUAAUAACAGUGGACCAGAGUCCUGUACACUGUCUUUAUAACAACUAGUCAUGAAAUAAUCACACUGCAUUACUACUGGAGGUAGGUUGGCCUGUAUAGAAUGAAAGGGGAGAUCUUCAGUUCUGUUAUGAUUGUUAUGUGCUUAAGAAAAGAAGGGGCAGUGUACAUAUUUGGUGUUAUCUUUUAAUUUACCUAUCAAAUUUUACUUAAAAUAUUUGAAACAAAAAGUUGAAACAUUAUUAAAAUAUUUAAAACAAAAAGGUGAAACAUUAUCCUUUGCUACCUUGAAACCCAUGUAUACAGUUUAUGUUCUAUUCCAAUUAUUCUUUAUUUAAGGUAAUAACUAUUUUGGCUGUUUAAAAAUGUGAGAUAAUUAGAAUGUGUUUAAGAGCAUGGUAAUCAGGGUGUUGCCCCAGCUAUAGUUUGAAGUUUCUUAAAGAUGAGUGUUCUCUUUUACUGGACCAUUCCAAACCAUAAAAUGAGUAAGUUAAAUUAAGGACAAAAUUAAUAUGUAUAGUAUAAUUUUAUGGCUUAUAUAAUUAUAAACUUUUGGUUUCUUUAGUAAAAAUUGACUAAAGGUCACAAUGACAACUGCAAAAAUUUGGACUUUGAAAAAUGUCUUUGAGGCCGUUCCAAAACAGAAUGAUUUUGAGCUUGUUGAAGAAGCGUUACAACCGCUCCAAGAUGAUGGUUGGUACAUUUACAUAUUAAAAUGACAUUAGUAAAACUUAAAUAGACUGUUUUAAAUUCAACAAAUGUAGCCAUUCUAUUGGCUGAGCUAAAUAAAUAUUUAAAAAUUGGUUUUUAAGUUGUUUUUUUAUUUUAUUUUACAUUUAGUCUAAAUAGAUACUCAUCGUAUCUUUUUCUGGUUGUUGUUUUUAAUCAGCAAACAUCUCUGUGUCUUGUAGAAAUACUCAUAGAAGCACUUUACUUAAGUCUAGAUCCUUAUAUAAGGUAUGUACAAAAUCUUUUAUUAUUACAUAUUUAUCUAUUAUAUAUACAUAUAUAUUUAAAUAUUUAUAUUAUAUAUAUUUAGAUAUAGAUAUAUAUUUUGAUAGAUAAUUAUUUAAAUUUAUAUAUAUAUACCUAUAGUUAUUGGUAGUGCAUAAAGCCAAUGCAGCUCAUAAAUAGUUAUAUUAGAUUCUUUAUGAUUUAAACUCGUUUAUUUUUAAAAUGUGUUAAAUUUAUUUAAUUAAUUCUCCCCUAGAAUAGGUGGAGGAAAAAUAUAUAGUCAUAUCAUUAAUUUUUAGGAAUACCCAAAAAAAUGAACUUGUAAUUCAUGAAAAGAAAAUUAUUAAAGCAAUGUUAAUUUUAUUUCAGAUUUGCGGCCACUUCCCAGAAAGUUCUUCACGGGGAGCAAGUGGCAAGGUAAACAUGUGAUGUCAUAAGUUUUUAUUUUUAAAAAUCAGUUAUUUUAUGUGGACAUAGGAUUUCUUAUUUAUUUGUCAUAAUAGUGUAAUGUGUGUUUUUAUAGCAAAAGCUCACAUAUGAAAGUCAAUUUUGAUGUUUCAUUCUUCAUAAUUUAGACCAUAAUGACUAAACUAAAACCUUUUUUUAAAAAGUGCUAAUUAUCUUGUACUAGUUAGUGAAAGGCAUAUCUAAAGUGAAGGAAGGAAAGGUGUUCUCAUUGUUUUUAUUACAAUUUUUUUAAGGUGUGAUGUUUGUUACAUAUUUUGCCUAAUAUCAAAUGUACCAUAGAAAUCAUAUCUGCUUUCAAUAAAUAUUGAACAAUAAUAAUGUAUUGUUAUUUAUAGAAAUGUUUAAUAUUCUUAUUAUGAAUCCAAAAUAGAUUUUAAAUUAAAGAGAAACAAAUGCUAUAUUAAUUUUAUAAAAAUUAACAUUAAUUGCUUCUCUGCCUGUUUGUGUUUAUGCAUCCUUGACGUCUUUGUACAAUGAGUCCAAAAUUUAAUCAUUAUACAGGAGAUCUGAAUAAUUUUAUAUGCUGCUUAUUUUUCCAAAAGAAUUCUUGAUUCCAAAGCCUCUGGCUUUCCAGUUGGAUCCCUUGUAUGUGUCCAUGCAGGCUGGAGAUCUCACACUGUUGUUAAUGUAACAGUUCCGAGGAGUUUCGGCACACAAGUUGAACUUAUUGAAGAUGAUUCUGAGAUUAAUCCCUCUCUGUGGCUAGGAGCAGCUGGGAUGCCUGGGCAAGUAUUUGUUUAGAUGAAAAAAAUUACACUGCAGAUGAGGCCAGUUAGAUCCUUUACAGUCCCAAAUUAAAGUAUGCCUUGAUCCCAUAUUAAAGUAUACCUCAGUCCCAUAUUAAAGUAUGCCUCAGUCCCAUAUUAAAGUAUGCUUCAGUCCCAUUAUAAAGUUUACUUCAGUCCCAAAUUAAAAUAGGCCUCAGUCCAAUAUUUAAGUAUGUUUCAGUCCAUUCUAAAGUAUGCCUCUGUCCCAUAUAAAAUUACACCUCAUUCCCAUAUUAAAGUAUGCCUCAGCUUCAUAUUAAAAUAUGCCUCAGUCCCAUAUAAAAUUACGCCUCAGUCCCAUAUUAAAGUAUAUCUCAGUAUGCCAUUCAUAUGUAUCUGUGUUUUCAGGAGCAGUGCAUAGCCAAUGCGAAUCCUCUGAGAAUUGAUGCAAUAACUUUUUAUGUUGGACCCCUAAGCUUGUUUUUUUUCCUUCACAUGCCAAGAUGACCAAGGCUAUAUUACACUAAGAAACUUUUGACUGAUCAAAUAUUUAAAUUAUAACAAAAACUAAAUGUUCCGUGUUGAGGCUAAAAUUGAUUGGCUACCUAAUUUCAAUUUACUAAGACUUAUGAUUAUUGAAACUUUUUUUUUAAACCAGACAUCAGAUGAUAACUGUUUUUGAUAUCCACAUUUGAAGUAUCAGCGUUUGAUAAUUAAUUUUCUUAUUCUUCUUAUUCAUUGAGUACAUCAUUAGCAAAUGUAUGUCUGUCAGGUGUAUGUCUCUAUUUUUCUUUGUUGUUGAAGACUUUUUGUCCAAAACGUCAGCUUUUUUUGUGUUGUAGUUUUUUCAGGUUUUCCUCUACCCUUAUUUGUAUAUUUUUUUCUUGUUUAUAGUGUGACAGCUUAUCUGGCAUUUCUUGAGAAGUGUGAUCCUAAAGCUGGUGAGGUUGUUGUUGUCAGUGCUGCAUCUGGAGCUGUGGGGUCAAUCGUGGGCCAGCUUGCAAAACUCAAGGUCAUUUUUAGUAACCACAGUAUUUAUAACUUAUCAUUAAAACAAUAAUUAUUAAAAAUGACAUCAUUUUCAUGUUAAAAAUGUAUUUUAGUUAGUAAGUGUAAUGCAAUGGGCCAGCACCAUAUUAUUAAAUAUGUUAUAUAGUGGGCCAGUAUUAUUGUUUAUCCGUAUGUUCAACUGUAGGCCAGUAUUAGUUAAUAUGUUGUGCUGUAGGUCAGUACUCUAGGUUAUAAAUAUGUUAUACAGUGGACCAGUUUUAGGUUGGCCAGUACUGCAUUAGUAAAUAUGUUAUGUGGUGACUAGUACUACGUUACAAUGUUAUAAGAAUAGUUUGUGUACCUUUAUACUUUAUAAAGUUUCUAUGGUAUUAAAUUUUCACAGCAACUUCUAAUAAUAGGAUGUAGAAAUAAAUGGCAAAAACUAUUGUAAAAUCCCUAUUUAAUGAUUACCUGGCAUUACAAGUACAUUUGCCAGUUGCUGUGGUCCUAUCAUUUCCCUGACAAUUAUUGUAAAUGCCAAAUAAUUUGCACCACAAUUUGAUGCCAAUGUCAAUACAUCUCAGGGCCUGACAGUAAUUGGAAUUGCUGGCACCAAGGAGAAAUGUAAUUACAUUAAAGAACUUGGAUAUGAUUAUGCAAUUAACUACAAGGAGGACAACAUAUACAAAGCCCUAGACGCUGCAUCUCCUCAAGGUGUGGACAUUUAUUUUGAUAAUGUGAGUUGAUAGUCUAAAAUUAUGAAUGUUUUUUUUGAUUUUUAAAAAUAGUUCUUACUACUUUCUGAUUUAGACUAACAGUCCAGCAAACAGUUAUAGACAUCAAAUGUUAUUGGUUUGAAAUGUCAAGAAAAAAAUCAAUAAUCUUUGGCAGCACUUUAAUUAUCAUCCAUAACCCGUCAAAUAAGUUACCUUUGGUUGAACAGUCAAAGUAAAAGAGACCCACGAUCACUUAAGAACCAUGACUAUACCGGUAUAUGUAAGCAAAGCAGGCAACUGCCUGGAGCCCCAUAAUUUAGAGGCAUCAAAAAUUGGAAUAAAAAUUGCACGGAAAAUAACUAAACACAAAUGAAGAUUAUGAAGAAUAAGGUCACAUUCGGUUUAGUUUUUACUAAAUGUAAUUUGUCUGAAGUACUCUAAAAGGUAUAAAAGCUUUUUACAUAAAAUAAUUGGACAUCCCAAACCAAAUAUGUUACAAAUUUGUAAUUCAAGUUAAGGUAUGAAAGCAUUACUGGGGUUUAUUCAUAAUAAAAUAAGUGGAAUGCCUUAGUUUUGACAUACAACAGUAUGGUAUGUUGACUUAUAUAAUCAUUGGAAUAUUUUUUUAAAAAGUAAUUGGUUAAUAAUUAUAAUUUCUAAGAAUUCUUACAGCAAAGGAUCUUUCAGAAAAUGUUAAUAUUUAACCAGCUUCAUUAUAAAAGUAAUCACUGGAUGAUCUUGAAGUUUGUUAGUGUGUAGAAAUUUUUAAAUGUCAUAGAAUUAUUUUGCCAACAUGAAAUUGUAUUAAUUAUUAUUAUUAUUAAUACUUUUACAGAAUUUUUUUUAGCAAAUGAAACGUGAUAGCCACAAUUUUAAAAGAUUACAAACACUAUCUCCUAGGGAAAAGUUGAAACUUUUUAAUUUGCAGUCCUAAAGAUUUACACAUUUUUUUUAGCAAUUGAGAACAUCUCAGACAUUGAUGGAUUUGAGUUAUGGGAAGUAAUACCUUCUAUUGCACAUUACGUUUAAUAAAUGCAAGAAGUGACCACUGAAUGUUCUUUAAUAUUUACACUCAACUAGUAAUUUCUCUUUGAAUUUUGUUGACAAUUUUAGUCAGCGGUGCAACUGAAGAAAGAAGGUUUGCUAAACUAAAAUUGUUUAAACAUAUCUAUGAGCGUCUAUGACUCAGGAAAAGCUCACAUCUUUGUUAUGGAGAUAUUACGAGUGCAUUUGUCAUCCCAAAAGCAAGAAAAAUGUGCUUGUAGAAUAAUAUACAAAAUUAAAAAUUUUAUUGUAACUUAAGGCGGAAAGUCUGAAAAAAAUUGUUGGAGUUACACCUCUUUAAAUAACCCAUUUUAAUUUUAAACAGAUCAGUUUUUAAUGUUCUUCAAUAUAAAAUCUAAAUGCUAAUCAUGUUUGAUUGUUCAUCCUUAGCUGACAGAUUAAGACUGUUUUUUAAGGCCUCUUAGUCUUAGCAGACUGUUAUUUACGGCCUCUUAGUCUUAGCAGACUGUUAUUUAAGGCCUCUUAGUCUUAGCAGACUGCUAUUUAAGGCCUCUUAGUCUUAGCAGACCGCUAUUUAUGGUCUCUUAGUCUUAGGAGACUGCUAUUUAAGUCCUCUUAGUCUUAGCAGACCGCUAUUUAUGGUCUCUUAAUCUUAGCAGACUGCUGUUUAAGGCUUCCGUCUUCUGCAGCAGCAACUUUUUAAAUUGAUGAUGGUUAAUAUCAACCUGAAAUUUUGUAGGAGGAAGGAGUGCCAAAAUGUAAGUCUGCCUCGGGGCACAAAAUUGCUAGGGCUGUCCCUGGAUGUAAGCUAUGAUUACAUAUGUAAAUUAUGACAAAAGAUUUAAACUAUGACUACAGAUAUAAGCUAUGAAUACAUAUGUAAGAUAUUACUACAGAUUAAAGCUAUGAAUACAUAUGUAGGAUAUGACAAUAGAAUUAUGAUUACAAAUGUACUCUAAGGCUAAGAGGAUGAGGUUGGCUCAAACAACCUUGUAGUUACUUUUUAGCAUGCCUGCUAAAAUGUUACGGUAUAGAUAGGAAAUGGCAAAUUGAAUUUACUAUUUGAAACAUUUCAGGUUGGUGGUGGCAUUUCAGAUGCUGUUUAUCGUAAGCUGAGAGAGAAAGGACGUGUGCUUGUUUGUGGGCGGAUAGCAAUCAACAGUAACAGAGAAGAGUCAGGUUUGAUUAAUAUUAUAUUAUUAUCUAUAGAAUCUCAGUGUCAGUGGCAUCACUAGAGUGUGUGGACUGCACCGGGUGACAGCCUCACAAGGGGUCAACACCAAAUGUAAAAUGCAAAUUAUAUAGAGUUCACUCAAGUUGGUUUCAUAACACAAUAAUUGAAUACAACAUCAUGGCAUCACCAGAGCUGGGUGCCCCCAGAGCAGUGUCCAGCCAGAACAGGGUCCAGCCAAAACAAGGAUAGGUGCCACCAGUGCAGGUUUGCCACAAGUGCAGGUUUGCCACCAGAGCUGGGUGCCCCCAGAACAGGGUCCAGUGGACCCAAUCAAGAGACACUGGACGUCACUUAACAUGAAGAAAACAAGAAGGUAAUGUUUAAGCUUAGGGAGCCUUUCCAUUUUGAAAUCCAGAUCAGAUCAAGAGCCAUCAAGAAAGUAGCAGAUAUCUUGAGGCUGUUCAAGUCUAUAGGCGACUCUUGUAGAGUUACGGUACUGCUGUCCAUUCCCAAACCUACCAGUUUCUAUGAAAAGUUAUCUAAAAUGGAACUUUUAAUUAAAUUACCAAGGCUGCCAAGACACCUGAAAGUAACAGACAGUAACCUUAACAAAGCCAAAGAUUGAUAAAUAUUCAAAAUUUUGACGUUCAUAGCUGAAUGGGACUUCCUAGAAUCUCUCCACUCCUCUCUCAUGACCUGUGUGUCUGUGGCUUCAUGUGAGAUGAGAUUUUGAAACAUGUUAUUUAUAAUGAAAUAUAUGCGAUUUACUUUGCUUUCUGGGUUUGCACUUUGUCAACUGAAAGCCAUAAGGUGAAUAUGAAGUGAUUGCCAUUCUUCAAUCUCUUGAGGCCAAGAAGGUCAUGUUUUAACUGUAAAAUUUUUAUGUUUUAAUAAAAAUUAAUUUUGUUGGAUCUUUUAAACACGGGUACUUCUUAAGUACUUUGUUGCUUUAGGACUUAAAUUAUAGACUAUACAAGCAGUUGUUUAAUGAUUAGGUAAGAAUUCCUCAGUGCUUUUCAGGGAAGUUGGGUGACACCAUGAGUCUGCCACAACAGUGAACACCAAACCUAGUGACGCCGCUGCACAGUGUCAUCAAUUAAUGUUGUAACCAUGUGAUAAAUAAUACAUGGCCAUCUCCAGAUCAAUCAUUUUAUGUCUGACCUUACAUCUUUAAAUAUUUUAGAACAACAUAAAUUUAAGCAGUCAUUAAAUAAGGCAGGCCUUUAAUAUUAAUAAAAGAAUAUUUUGUGUUGCUUUAUUGCUGCACUAAGUUGUAAAAUGGUUGAGAUUACAUCAAAGUUAUGAUUACUUGUGUUCAAAUGAUGAAAUUAUCUCAAUAUGAUAAUCUACAGGCAUCAGCUGGCACAGAGAUAUCUUAUAUAAACAACUCAAAAUUCAAGGCUUCAUUGUCCUAAGACCUGAGAAUUUGCUGCAUUUUUCUAGAGCAAGAAAGGACUUGAUCACGCUUCUAAAAGAGGUGAUUCUAUUGUUUUGUUUUUUUAACUCUUUAAAAUUAUGCUAUGUUGAGAAAUAUAAAUGAUUUGUAUUUAACCAAUACCAUUAUUGUAUUUCGCCGAUACCAUUAUCGACUAAUAUCUUUGUACUUAAAAAAUAUUUUGAGAUAAAGAAUAUUUUUAUUAAUUUUUUAAAAAUAUUCAAUUUUAAUUCAAAUCAAUUUUUUUUUCUUCUUUUAAAUGACAACUAUCAGAGCUAAUUUUAUUUAUUUUCACAGGGAAAGAUCAAGGCCAAAGAACAUAUUACUGAAGGAUUUGAAAACAUGCCACAGGCGUUCAUAGAACUUUUUACUGGGUCUAACUUCGGGAAAGCCUUAAUUAAAGUUUAAAACUUGAGAGCAAUAUUUUCAUGAGCCAGUUUUACUUAUUCCAUGAAUCCAAGUAGGAUGGUCAAAAUUGACUGGCGGGUGGGGGGGAGCAAUGACAUUCUCAUCCAACCCCUAAACGUGUUUUGGCUCAAUUUGACCAGUUAACAUUCAUGACUGAAGACAGUAGUUUCAACACCACCAAACAUUUGUGUCUGUCACAGAGGUUAAACAAUACUUCUUGGUGGAGCUGAAAGUGGAUGGUUAACUCAAGAUACUGUGUUAUUGGGAACCAGGUCAUGACAUGAAAGAGAAGUGUGUGUGGGGGGUGGGGGGUCUUUGUAAUGGAAGGUAAAAAUUUACAAGAACAUUCCUUUCCAGAACAUAAUUCUGACAGCAUAAAAUUUUGGACCUCACUUCGCCUUGCCUUUGUUCUAAUUACUAGAUUACAUUCAUAAUUUAUGACACUGAAAAACUUUCUUGGAUAUUUAAUAUUUUUAACUUACCAGUUCAUUUUCCUAUUUUAUGUGUGCAAUUUAACAUCUGGAUAAUUUAGGGCUGUGUUGAAUUAUUAAAGAUACAGAUGUUGUGUUGGAUUUGAAUGGAUUAUUUAUUAUUCAAGCAAAAUUAUGUUUAUUCAAUUUGAUUCAUUCCUUUGAAUUUGUUAGGACCUGACAUAAAUGCUUUCCUUGUGUGGCUAAAAUAUUCAAUGCAUUGGGAACUUAAUAUUAUGAGUAGCAAUUGGGACAAUUUUAUUUUUUAAAAAUAUUAAGUUUUCAUUAUUAUUUAUCCAUUAAUUUUUAAAAAAUCAGCUGAGGUAAAAGGAUUGUAAUUUUUUGCCUUUUCUGUUUAGGGUUUUUGUCCAAUUAUUUAAAUGAAUAUUUCCAAAUAAAAUCUUUGAGCAU
Molecule: messenger RNA, 8750 nt
Organism: Lymnaea stagnalis (great pond snail)
Lineage: Eukaryota; Metazoa; Mollusca; Gastropoda; Lymnaeidae
Source: the annotation of a GenBank genome assembly